CACCAUCGGGAGAUUUGGGUUGAAAUAAUGUCUACUAAAGCUUAGUAAUGUAAAAAACAACAACACUUAAUUGUGGUGGAACCACUUAAUUGUGGUGGGUGAUAAAAAAAGGGCCAUUAAAAAAAGACAUUUAACCACUAAUAUUGGGCAGUGCAUCCCCCGCCGGUCCACCAAAGUCUGAAGCAACUAUGGCUAUGGUACUUUUACAUCUUAGGCGGCUCUUGCUGGUGGCACUGACCGCUCUGGCUGGGAUGUGUCUGGGAGGGUCCGACGGGCCCCGUGGAGUGGCUCUUCCUUUUGUCUUUGACCCCAAUGCGAUGUGUGACCCACCUUGCAAUCAUGCCGGGAUUUGCAUCCGAAACAACAGCUGCUUCUGCUCAAGAGGAUAUGAGGGAGAAACCUGCCAAUAUGCAAACUGUUAUCCAAAGUGUAAAAACGGUGGAGAGUGCCUUCGACCUGGAAAAUGCAGAUGCCCUUCAGGAUUUGGAGGAAAAUACUGUCACAAAGUGGUUUGUGAUGGUGGCUGUUGGAACGGUGGUGAGUGUAUUGCUGUGAAUGGAGAAGCAAAGUGCAUCUGUCCCUCCAGCUGGACUGGCUCCAGAUGCCAAGACGCGAUCUGUCCACAGGGAUGCAGGAACGGGGGCAGCUGUGUGGCUCCUGGAAUCUGCAGCUGUCCAGAGGGAUGGAUAGGUGGAGCCUGCCACACAGCUGUGUGUAAAAACCGUGUCUGA
Onychostoma macrolepis is the source of this 731-nucleotide messenger RNA. It is a transcript of the gene seraf, whose product is annotated as Schwann cell-specific EGF-like repeat autocrine factor. Gene Ontology annotation, cellular component: extracellular region; cell surface. The coding region runs from base 189 to 731 and encodes 180 amino acids. Lineage: Eukaryota; Metazoa; Chordata; Actinopteri; Cypriniformes; Cyprinidae. Gene Ontology annotation, biological process: anatomical structure development. Gene Ontology annotation, molecular function: signaling receptor binding. The transcript has 6 exons. The record is from RefSeq and is a predicted model, not a curated record.